CCUUCACCCACAAGGCUAUAAGAUUUCCAAGCGGCGCAUACCUUCUCCUUCUGGACGAUCUGAGCUCAAAGGUUCCAAGCUUUGUCACUUGAUCUCAAUCAAUGGGCUUCGACUCUUUCUUUAUAGCUACCAGUGCCCUACUGUCUAGUUGCCCUGCGCCUCCGGUCCUUGCCUUGUCCACCCGAACGCAAAGAUGUCUCGAUCACAAGGCAAGCGGGGUCGCUUUAUCGGUGCGAAUGGUUUUGCAUCCGGCGCCUCUACCUUCGGAGGCUUCUCCUCUUCUUCUGGUGGUAGCGGGUUGUCCUAUUUGACCGAGCCCCCCGACUUCUCGACCAUCUCCGAUGCCAACGUCGGCGUUUCAUUCAAAAACUUGCUCAAGAAAGAUGCCACCACCAAGACAAAAGCCCUGGAGGACCUCGUGGCCUACGUGCAGACACACCCUCACGAGCAGGGCGGCGGCGCUGAAGACGCUAUACUGGAUGUGUGGGUACAAUUAUAUCCGCGUAUUUCAAUAGACAACGCGCGCCGUGUUCGCGAACUCUCCCACACCUUACAGUUCGAAUUGAUGCGCUCGGCCCGAAAGCGCAUGGAGAAGAGGGUGCCCAAGGUAGUCGGGGCCUGGUUGGCUGGGCUGUACGACAGGGAUCGCGCCGUUUCGAGGGCUGCAAACGACGGCUUAUCCUCGUUCCUCAAUACGCACGACAAGGUCGUCCAGUUCUGGAAGAAGUGCCAGUCGCAGAUCCUGACGUACGCCACCGAUGCCAUGCAGGAAACCAAGGACACGCUGAGCGACGAGAGAUCCACCACGGCCGACGACGCCGACGCCAAAUACUUCCGUGUCGUGGGAGGGAGUCUGUCUCUGGCCCUGGGUCUUUUGCAAAAGUUAGAGCAGUCCGACCUCGAUAGCGAAGCCGACGCCUACGACGCUUUCUUCUCGGAGGACAAAGUCUGGAAGUCCGCCACUUUUGCCGACCCAAACGUCAGAAAAGCGUCCUGUCAGCUCCUGUGGAUUUGUAUCGACAGGCGCCCCGAAUCUGUUGCUUCUCAGCUCUCCCGGAUAAAGAAGAUCUUCAUCUCAGAGGGUCUGAAGUGCAGCCAGGUUGGCUCCGCCACCGAGUACAUCCGCGUGUUGACCCGACUUACCAACAAGCACUCCGAGAUUUGGUCCUCGUCGGGGGAGAAGAAACCGCCAGUAUCCCGGCUCUGCGGCUUCCUCCGAAAAGGUUCACAGGCUGGUUCGGCCAAGUUCUGGGAGUACCUCGAGCACCUAUUGCUUUCCAUACCUCGCGACAACAUACCCGACGGUGGCCCUUCAGAGAUAAUGGAGUCGUUCCGGACCGGUAUCACGAACCGCGAAGAACCGCGCAUGAACGCACCCAUUGCAUGGGCUAGUUAUAUCCGAACAGCUAAACAUCUCAUGGGCACCCUCGCGGCCGGUGACUGUCGUACCACGUUUGUCCGGGACCACGUGUCCCCCCUCACGGCGCAUUACCUGCAUCCUACCCCGGAGACUAUCCGGUGGGAUAUUGGAGGAGCGGGCAAGCUUGCUGUACUGGUGGAGGUUUUCAAUGCCUGUACGGACAAGCAUCUGGAUGAUGUGUCUAACGCGACAGUGGAGGAGUGGAAGAACCUGUCUUCUGCUUUUUGUACGAGGGUAUCUAGUUCUGCCCCAGGCGAGCCGAAGGACUACGCGAAACUACAGGAGGACCUCUCGGAAGAAGGCUCUCGGUGGUUUACUCUGGUCGGUCAAAUUCACACCAAAAGCCUGGCGGCGCACCAGAAGACCUCUGCUGUACUUGAAAGUCCUUGCCGAGACAUCAUUCUUACUUCAAUACGCCUUCUUGCUGCACGCAAUCUGGAGCCUUUUGGUGCGGCAGGGGUGUUGUGCAGUGUUGGAAAAGGCGCCCCGCACAUCUGGGAAGACGAAGCUACGGCGGCCGAACUGGAGACCUUUCUUCUGGAACAGGGGCGAGAGCGGAUGGACGUCGUCAUACCCUCACGCGCAGCAACUAGCCUCUUCGGCUGCCUGGCUGCUCUUGGGACUCUCCCAAGCCGUCGUGAGACGUAUAAGAAGAUAUGGAACGCCUGGCUAAGCUCAUUACUUCCUCGUCAUGAUCAAGCAGCCGCCCUUGAUGGCAUCAGAAGCUUGGUCUCGCAUCCGUCUGCCAGCGAGCUAGCUGCCCAGAACGACGAGUUGCAAAACUUGAUUGGGACAAAAGUGGAACAGUCCAUCCGAGGCACAGCUGAGGCAUGGGCACUUCUUGAGACUGCUCUCUCUAAUGAUGCUCUUUCCGACUCGGUGGCCAAGCGGAUCGCCGAGGAGGCACUGUCUGCACUCGCCCAGGACACCCAGAAAGCGUCCAACGCGUUGCGAGUGCUAGAGAUACUAACGAACAAUAAACCCGAAAUACUGUCGCAGGACGAUACUGUCCACGUGGCUCUGAUCACUGCGCUUCUGAGCCUCACCGAACUGAGCGGAACCGAUCUCUCGUCCCGAGCCCAGUCACUUCGCGCUAUCCUAGACGACCGAGCUGACGGCAAGCAGACUGCUGUCGCAAUUAUCCAGAAGAACUUGGGAGACGCGUCGACGCACUCCUUGGGAAUUGAUACCCUCUCUCAGCAGGCUCUGCAGGCCCUCGCAGCAGGCGCGGCAUCGGCCCAGGACUUGUUCCCCAACACGAACAUCUGGAUGGAGCAACUGCAGCUCUUCCUACACAGCGACAUCAACCCAUCCUUAAGUAUCACAAGUAACGUGGGAGGUGCGCAGGCCCUUGUGCCACCGGAAGAAGGGGAUGCACCGUCUCGGUUUAGGAGGGACCGCGACGGCCGUUCGAUCCCUGCUAGGAUGGCAAUGUACGCUUCCAAGCUGCUGUCGUCUGGUAUCGAUACACAGUCGCUUCCUCGGCCUCUCUUGAUUGAGGUGCUCUUCCUGCUUUGCGUUUCUGUCCACUUGGCUUCCGACCAGAUCGCACUUAUGGAGGAGAACAAGCUCUGGGGCAGUUUGAACCACAAGAAUUCUCUCACUGAGGCAUCAGAUUUCGUUUCCGAAACGCGAGCAUCCAUCGAGACCCUUGUAGCAACGGCAGUAGGAUGGAGAGACGGCUCCGACACUGGAUCGAGUGGACUCAUCGAGGAUCUCAUCUCCCUCAUGAUGAAACAGACCCAGACGCUGACUCCCAUGGGACUGUACAGCUCAAGGGCACUUGGCGAAUUAAUCGAGUCCCUGACGGAGAAGCACGGUGCGCCGUUGGCGAUAGACGAGAAGCUCUCCGAGUUGGACACCAUGAAGGCCUCUCCUUCAACGAUCCUCGGAGCUGUAGCUCUGGUCUCCGGCUUUGGAGCAACGCUCAGGUCCUCCAAACUCGUCAAUACCCUCGCCAACCGCCUGGUCAGCGACAUUGCGGGCCUCGGCGCGCAGGCAGACAAGACUCUUCCGACCUUGGUUCUUCUCAAUAGGUGCGCCGGGAUUUACGAGACGGGUGAAUUACCCGUUGCCAACAAUCGACUCGUCUUUGCGGUCAGACAGAUCACUUCCUGGCUCGAAGAUCCUAUCGGAUUAUCACCUGCCUUGUCCGCGGAGAUCUGCCGUGCGCUGCAGAAGAUUCUCCCCUGUAUAAAAGGAGUAUAUGGCCCUCACUGGGAGCGCACUCUCGAGUUCUGCACAACUCUUUGGACAGAUGCGUCCGACGACGAAACGGAUGAUGCCAUCCCGUAUAUUCAUGCAUCUUUGAAGCUGUUCACUACUCUAGAAUCACUGGCGGAUCCGAAUGAUGACCUUGAAGACGCCCUUAAGGAAGUGGCGGAAGCAAAAUCCCGUGCCCUUCUCAAACUCCUCGAACUUCAUCGGGAGAGAAGCACUCAACCCAUUCAGAUUGUCGAUGCCAUCAUCUGCAGGCAAGUCGAAAAAGUCCCCUUGGCGCAUCUCGGCGAUCUUUCCGACCUUUACCACUUGGUCGCCUCGGAAGCGCGGGAUAUCCAGACAGCUGCAUUCGACCUGCUUCAUCGUGCCCUGCCCGCAUCCCAAGAGCAGCUCUCUGUGGAUGUGUUACUGGAGAAGAAGGAUGCCCGGUUACCCGAUGAGCUGGUCUCCCUGCUCCUUGAUGCGCCCACGCUAGAAAAAUAUCCCGACGACGUCCUUGCUCAGUUUCCGACCUCCAUCCGCUCAUACCUCCUCUCAUGGCAUCUCAUAUUCGACGCCUAUAGCACCGCCUCCGUCAAAGUCCGAAACGACUACACCGAACAUCUCAAAUCCGAGAACUCCGUGGGCCCGUUGCUCCAGUUUACCUUUGACGUCCUCGGUCACUCAGCAGCCCACGCCCUCAGCCUUGACCGCGAGGGCCUGACGGCCGACCACAUCAGGUCCUACGACUUCCGCGUCGCUGACGCCGAAGCCGACGAGCGGAACCUCCAGUGGUUCCUAGUCCACAUUUACUACCUGGUCCUGAAAUACGUCCCGGGCCUCUUCAGAGGGUGGUUCAUCGAGUGCCGCUCCAAGCAGACCAAGACGGCCGUGGAAUGGUGGAUGACGAAGUAUUUCUCACCCAUUAUCAUCUCGGAGGUCCUCAGUGAGGUGGCCUCCUGGGCUGCGUCGCAAGGGCAUCCAGGCGACGAGGAGAAGGAGCUCAUGGUCAAGGUAAGCCAGGCAGGGAGGGAGAUCACGGCCGGUUAUGAGGUGGACGAGUCGCUUGCUUCCAUCGCCAUCCGCGUGCCGCAGGGGUAUCCCCUUGAGGGCGUGACGGUGGUGGGCAUCAACAGAGUGGCAGUGAACGAGCGCAAGUGGCAGAGCUGGCUCAUGACCACGCAGGGCGUCAUCACCUUUUCGAACGGCAGCAUCAUCGACGGCCUGACAACCUUCCGCCGCAACAUCGUCGGCGCGCUCAAAGGCCAGACCGAGUGCGCCAUCUGCUACUCCAUCAUCUCCGCCGACCGCAAGAUGCCCGACAAGAAGUGCCAGACCUGCCGCAACUCCUUCCAUCGCACAUGUCUGUACAAGUGGUUCCAGAGUAGCGGCCAGAACACCUGUCCUCUAUGCCGGAAUCCCAUUGAUUACCUGGGUGCCGAUGUCAAGGCGAGGAGGGCGGCAGCUGCAUAAGAGGCAGGGAAUGCAUGAAUGUAUAGGCCACUGUCGUAUUACUUUGAUGCUCAUGAUAUUAGACAGCGGAGAAUGAGGCAUCGCAUCGAUAGGUUCCUCUUCAUGGAAUAGACUUGGUCAAAAAAAGCGACUCUUCAACAGCGAUAAAGACAUAUCACAAAAGAUAUCGAGUCUUUCUAGGCAAGAGGGCAUAAUCGGCGUGAAAUAAAUCGGUAUAUCAUAGACAGACUCCCUACAUAAGAUAGGGGAAAUAUGUGGGACAACCACCACAUGGGCACCUACAUAUUAUCCAGACAAGGGAGGGCACACGCCCUUCAUCCUGUCUGUACGUCUCUGUCCGUCUCCUUUUCCUUACAUGCUAGACUGGAGAACACAAAAUGAUGAG
Messenger RNA from Sodiomyces alkalinus F11, 5477 nucleotides. RefSeq lists its product as hypothetical. Gene Ontology annotation, cellular component: cytosol; RQC complex. The record is from RefSeq and is a predicted model, not a curated record. Lineage: Eukaryota; Fungi; Ascomycota; Sordariomycetes; Glomerellales; Plectosphaerellaceae. The transcript is spliced from 5 exons. Gene Ontology annotation, biological process: rescue of stalled cytosolic ribosome; ribosome-associated ubiquitin-dependent protein catabolic process. The coding region runs from base 194 to 5092 and encodes 1632 amino acids. Gene Ontology annotation, molecular function: ribosomal large subunit binding; ubiquitin protein ligase activity; zinc ion binding.